AUGGCUCACGUUCAUCAACAAUUCCACAAAUUGUUCGCCAGACAUAACGAGCGACGCGAUGUCACCACAAUCAAUGGUCAGGUUGUCUCAGUCGUCUAUGUGACCGAAUCACCCACCUUUAACGGUGUCAUCGGCGGCUACUCCACCGUCACAGAUGGCGGUAACUCGCCUGCGGCAACUGCGAGUGCUAUCUCGGUUUCAGUCUCUGCUGCAAAUGGUGCUUCUGCCUCGGCCGAUAAUGACUCUAUUCCCGAAGCUGCCACUGCCACUGGUCUCCCAACUACCUCUCGAACCAUUGCCACUUCUUCACGCAGCACCGCAACAUCAACUCCCAACACUGCCGUAGCUGGUCCAGCGGUUACCUCUACCUCCGACUCGAACUCAAGCUCCAGCUCCGCUAACGAAGGCAUGUCUACUGGUGCCAAAGCUGGCUUGGCUAUUGGUAUCAUUGCUGGUAUUGGUUUGAUUGCAGCUCUUCUGCUUUUCUGCAUCGGCAAGAAGAAGAAGGAACGGAAAGCCAGAGAAGCUGCUGCAGCCGAUGAUGAGAAGAAAACUUUCGGUGCCAGUCGCAACGCUAUCGGCAUGCAAAGCCAACCCAUCAACACCGCUGGCCCAGCUCCUCGACUCAGCAUCCGCCCCAUGUCUAAGAACCUACUCGGCGACUACGGCUUUGGUGGUACCCAGAGAAGGAGUGCUGGAAACAUGCUCAACGCUGUCGGCGAGGACCGCUCGCGAACGGCCUCGCCCUCUCCCCAGCCUCGCACCCAGACUCCUGAGAACCCUUUUGCCGACCCGCAGAACCCCUUCGCAGAUCCUGAGAAGGGCGCGGACGCCGCCAUGUCUGCUCCGAGAACCGCUCCACCGAUGGCCGGCCCUGCUCCGAUGGCGCCUCGCACUGUGCCCAACCCGGACAGAAUUGCUUUUACUGGCUCUUGGCCCACUGCUCCUGCCGGCUACGAAGGUCAGCGAGAGGCGCCCAUCGAGAUGCCCAAGCCCACUCCAGCCCCUAUGUCCGAACCUGAUGACCUGCCUAUCAUGGGAGCUCCAACUCCCAUAAUACCCAUGCCUUCGCCAACCGUCGCUUCUUCUCCGGCUGCCGUUCCUGGCGCUGCCGCGGCAGGUCCCGCUGCUGCGAUCGCCGUUGCUGCCGCCGCUGGCGCCGCUUCUUCCAGGAAGCAAGAACGUCGUCCUGAACCCUCUCGCCCACAGCCUCAGCCUCGCGCCCAGGAAGAGCCACGAGAGCAGGUCUCCGAACCAGCAAGAGAUGAACCUCGCGAGCCCCUGCCCGAAACACCCAGAGAAGCUGUUCCUUCCCCUGGUCCUGCGCCAUCGUCAGCAUUCGCCGGUGCAGCCGCUGCUGCACGCGAUGUGCCGAGCUCCCCAGCACCAAGCGCUACCAGCAGCCAAGGCCCGACUCAGAACGGUGGCAACGUUUACCGCGUCAUCAUGGACUUUGUGCCAUCAAUGGACGAUGAAUUGGAGAUGAAGAGCGGUCAGCUUGUCCGCAUGUUGCACGAAUACGAUGAUGGAUGGGCGCUUUGUAUCAGACUGGAUCGCUCACAGCAAGGUGUCGCUCCCCGUACUUGCCUCGCUGCGAAACCCUCGAAACCCAAGCCAUCGCAUCUUGGUCAGUAUGCUCGCAGCCCGGGCCCUCAAGGUCGUCCCAUGUCACCAGCUGGCGAUCCUCGCGGCCGUCCAAUGACUCCAACCGGCGGUAGCAACAGCCCAGCAAUGAAUCGCCCCAUGUCUCCUGGUAUGGGCCGACCGAUGUCUCCCGGCAUGGGUCGCCCAAUGUCACCUGCUGGUGGCCCCAUGCGACCGAUGUCUCCCGGUGGCCGCCAAAUGCGUCCUAUGUCUCCGGCGGGUGCUAGAGGCCCUGGACCACGUGGACCGCCCGGUCCUCCUGGCUCCAAUAGGCCUAUGAGCCCCGGUGGCUUCAAUCAGGCUCCUCGCCCUCUAUCUCCAGGUCCUAUGCGCGGUGGGCCUCCUCGACGCAGCCAGUCUCCCGGCCCAUAUGGCGCUGCCGGCCCUCUGCCCAUGCCCAGUGCUCCCAUGCGGAGGAGAAGCAACUCGGCCAACGCCAUGAACUUCCAAGACCGCCGUAUGUCCCCUCCAGGCCCUUCCAAGCUCGGCCCGGGCCAGGGCUUCCGCCCCAUGAGCCCAGCUGGUAUGGGUAUGGCCAUCUAA
Messenger RNA from Cyphellophora europaea CBS 101466, 2187 nucleotides. RefSeq lists its product as uncharacterized. The coding region runs from base 1 to 2187 and encodes 728 amino acids. Gene Ontology annotation, molecular function: protein binding. The record is from RefSeq and is a predicted model, not a curated record. The transcript has 2 exons. Lineage: Eukaryota; Fungi; Ascomycota; Eurotiomycetes; Chaetothyriales; Cyphellophoraceae.